AUGUACUCUACUGGUACACUAUUGCUACAUUGUUUCCCUUCAAUUAUUACACAUCUAGAUGUUCUGCAAUAGUAUAAACCAAACACAAACAGUAAUAUUUCAAGGCUGAUGUUUUGAUGUCACAAUAAACCGAGCCAAGAUGCACGUAACGGAUGAGUUACUCGGUAGCAAAGGCAACUGAGAGCCGCUUGGUUUCACUUCGUUCCAGCCCCCACCCCCACGGAAGGAGGACACGCACAUCUACAUUCAGUCGUCCGCUUCUUCAUUUCUUCGGCUGCUCAGCGGUCAAGAAGCGUCGCUUUCCUUCGUCGUCGCCCUUCUCUUCAUGGCCUCCGCGCACUUAGAGCUGGAUGGACUUGGAGGAGCAGAAAGAGCUGGGGAGGUUCUUGAGGGCGGAGGAAGGCGCCGGAACCCCGGUGCCCUCAACAUGAACCACUACGCCAACAAGAAGAGCGCCGUCGAGAGCAUGCUGGACGUGGCUCUGCUCACGGCCAACGCCUCGCAGCUGAAGGCCGUCGUGGAGCAGGGCCCAGAGCUCUCCUUCUAUGGGCCGCUCGUGGCGCUCAUCAGCAUCUCGCUCGUCCUUCAGGUCCUCGUGGGAGUUCUCCUCAUCUUCACGGUGAAAUGGAACCUGAACGAUGAGCGGAAGCACUUCAGGCUGAACAUCCUGGAGAACAUCUCCACUGUGCUGGUUUUCGUCAUCGUGGUCGUCAACAUCUUCAUCGCAGCGUUCGGCGUCCAGCGUCCAGCCCAGCGGGGGUGACGCCGAACUCCCGGCGCAGCGGCCCGCGCGAGGCUCACGGCACGGAGCUGAGCAAAGCCCUGGGGG
Scleropages formosus (Asian bonytongue) is the source of this 829-nucleotide messenger RNA. RefSeq names its product ninjurin-1-like. Gene Ontology annotation, biological process: cell adhesion; tissue regeneration. Lineage: Eukaryota; Metazoa; Chordata; Actinopteri; Osteoglossiformes; Osteoglossidae. Gene Ontology annotation, cellular component: membrane. The record is from RefSeq and is a predicted model, not a curated record. The transcript has 4 exons. Bases 326 to 763 code for a protein of 145 amino acids.